Molecule: messenger RNA, 2643 nt
Organism: Acanthamoeba castellanii str. Neff
Lineage: Eukaryota; Discosea; Longamoebia; Acanthamoebidae
Product: JmjC domain containing protein
Exons: 14
Coding region: 1-2643 (880 amino acids)
Biological process (GO): regulation of transcription by RNA polymerase II; protein demethylation
Molecular function (GO): transcription coregulator activity; histone demethylase activity
Source: RefSeq, a predicted model, not a curated record
AUGGAGCAAGAGAAUAAGGGAGGCCUGAAGAUUAAGCUUCGCCUUGGGGGCGAGCUCAUCCCACGGGAGGAGCCGCAGCCGCUCCAUGAAGAAAGCAAGGCAGAAGCGGUGCCACCCAAGGUGACAAUCAGGCUGAAGCGCCCCCUCGAGGAGGCGUCCACGCCAGCAUCGAAUCAGGAUCUUCCAUCAAGCUCCCCUGCCAUCGACAUCAAGCCGCCCAGAAAGCGCAGAAAGCCUCCAGCUAGCAAGCCCAGGGCGAAAUCGAAGGUGAGAGUCAGCGAUGAUGGUGAGGAUGACGAUGGGGAGUAUGUGGCCCAGGCCAUCCAUAUGGAAGAAGAAGAGGCCACGGGGGAGGAGAAGAAAGGCGAUGAAGGCGGUGAAUCAGCGGGCAAGGUUCGCCGAUCUUCGAGGAGGCGCACAACAACACAAAACAAGUACGUCAUCUACGACAAUCUCGACGAUGACGACUACUUCCACAAGAUCGAGAAGGAAGCCGAAGCGGGUCGGCUAGAUUUCGUGGCCACCAUCCUGGAGCACCACUUCGAAGACCCGGCUCCUAUCAUGGACGUGUACGCAACGGGCCAAGACAUGCCCUACGGCACGCUGUUCAAACAGCAAGGCUUCAGACGGCCGAUCUUGUUCAAGAACGUGAGCGGACUGCAAAUGAAGCUUCCGUCGAAGAGCUCGUUUGACAUUGAUUCAGUGGCGGCGCUAGUCGGCAAUCGCGAGCUUGAUGUCAUCGACGUCAUCGAUCAGUACUUCAAUCAGCCGCCCGAACAAAGAACACGCAUCCUCAACGUCAUCAGCCUGGAGUUCAGCGGCACCAAGCUCGCACAAAAAGUUCAAGCGCCCAAGUUCGUUCGUAAGGCCGACUGGGUGGACAAUGUGUGGCCCAAGGAGCUCAAAGAGCGCGCCCUCAAUCCGCCCGAGUUGGCGAACCCCACCGGCAAGCAACAGCUCGCACCCGCGGUCCAUCCGAUGGCAUCGGCGGCACCGAGCACGACCGAGAGCGCCACCCAAGCCGACGUGGCCGAACCCAAGGAGAGUCCCGGCCAGGAGAAGAACACACUGGAGCUGGCGCUCGCCGGACUGGAGCAGCUGGGCAAUGCCGCGGUGAAGCCCGAAACUAUCCCCGCACCCGCACCCGCACCCGCACCCGCACCCGCACCCGCACCCGCACCCGCACCCGCACCCGCACCCGCACCCGCACCCGCACCCGCACCCGCCCCUGCGCCGGCUUCGACUCCGGCCGCGGACACGAGGGCAUUCUACCCCAAGGUCCAGCACUAUUGCCUCAUGAGCGUCAAGGGCUCCUACACCGACUUCCACAUCGACUUUGGCGGCUCGUCUGUGUGGUAUCACGUGCUUUGGGGCAAGAAGGUGUUCUUCAUGAUCGCACCCACCCCGGAGAACCUCAAGCGAUACGAGAAGUGGGUGACUUCGCCGUCGCAGGGCACGGUUUUCCUGGCCAAUAAGGUUGACCACUGCUACAAGAUCGAGUUGAACCCAGGCAACACAAUGCUGAUUCCCACGGGAUGGAUUCACGCUGUAUAUACGCCCGAAGACUCGCUCGUGUUCGGCGGCAACUUCCUCCAUGGGUUCAACAUCCAGCUGCAGCUGCGGUGCUAUGAGAUCGAAGAACGGACCCGAACGGAGGGCAAGUUCCGUUUCCCUCUCUUCGAGAUGAUGCAGUGGUUUGCAGCGCAGUACUACCUCAAGAAGCUACAAGAGUUCGAACGAACUGGUCUCGUCACGCUGGUCGACAAGCUCGCCCUGUGGCUCGAUCACCCGUACGACGCUGAGCGACUCAAGCACCGGGCACAGGUGCCACCGGAGGUUGAACACCCGGACAACUUGCUGAAGGAGCUCAGGGCCCAGCUUGAGGCCAGGAGGCCUCAAUGCGAGAGGGAGGAGCACAGGCCCAUCAAAAUCGUCAUCAAGAAGAGCGCACUCUCGCCCGACAUCCUUUCCUCCACCUCCGCCGCGUCCACCUCUACCACAACGACAACCACCACCGCCGCCACCGCAUCUCCACUCUCCUCCUCGCCGGCGGCCUCUGGCGACCAGCCUCUGAAGAUCAAAAUCUCGCACGCGGCAGCGGUCGCCGCAGCGACGUCGCCACCGCUCUUCGACGCCUCACAGGAGCAGCAGUCGCUCCCACCAGAGAGCGGCGGCAACAACUACGACCACGACCACGACUAUGACUACAAGCCAUCACAGAACAAGAGAGCGAGGAGGGCCGCCGGCCUGUCCGACGACGAUGAGCACUUUGAGGAGGACGACGACGACGACGAGGCGGGAUCCGACGGCGACGGGUUGUUCUCCCUCACUGGUGGCACCAAGGCCGCCAAGCCGGCCAAGGUCGCCAAGCAGCCCAAGAAGACGAAAACGCCCAACAACAAAGCCACCAAGGCCAGCAAAGCGGCCACCGCCAAGGCUACCAAGCCCGCCAAGCCCAAGAAGGAGCCCAAGGCGGUGGCAGCUGCGGUGGCGGCUCCGGCUCCGGCCACGUCGGCCCAGGAGGCAGCGCGACGAGCGUCCUUGUCGCUGUCUGGCGUGACGGCGAUCAAGAAGACCGCCGCGACGACUAACGUGCGCGCACGGCUCUCCAAGAAGCUGGCCCGCGGCGGCAAACGCAAGUAG